Messenger RNA from Oncorhynchus masou masou (cherry salmon), 1903 nucleotides. Its product is annotated as short stature homeobox protein-like. The transcript is spliced from 6 exons. Gene Ontology annotation, biological process: regulation of transcription by RNA polymerase II. The record is from RefSeq and is a predicted model, not a curated record. Lineage: Eukaryota; Metazoa; Chordata; Actinopteri; Salmoniformes; Salmonidae. The coding region runs from base 88 to 1017 and encodes 309 amino acids. Gene Ontology annotation, molecular function: DNA-binding transcription factor activity, RNA polymerase II-specific; sequence-specific double-stranded DNA binding. Gene Ontology annotation, cellular component: nucleus.
UCACGACGGAGCGCUCUACGAGCAGACUGCUGAGGUUAUAUAGGUAAUUUUAAAGUGGAUUUCGGUGCUCAGGACCACUGAGCGGCCAUGGAAGAACUUACAGCGUUCGUCUCGAAAUCUUUCGACCAGAAAACCAAGGAGAGCAGUAAGGAGAGUAUCACGUACAGGGAAGUUUUGGAGAGUGGUUUGGCGCGUGCAAGGGAGCUAGGGAACUCGGAGACAAGUCUACAGGACAUAACGGAAGGCAGCAACCACUUCCCAGUACAUCUAUUCAAGGAGCACAUAGAGCUAGAGAAAGAAAAACUCAAGGAGUUUAACGUUUCAAGGGCCACAGAAGGGAUAUAUGAGUGUAAAGAGAAGAAGGACGACGUAAAGUCUGAGGACGAGGACGCACAGAGCAAACUGAAGCAGCGGCGGAGCAGGACAAACUUUACUCUGGAACAGCUCAACGAGCUGGAGCGCUUGUUCGACGAGACUCACUACCCCGACGCCUUCAUGCGGGAAGAGCUGAGCCAGAGGCUGGGACUGUCAGAGGCAAGAGUGCAGGUUUGGUUUCAAAACAGAAGAGCAAAAUGUCGAAAACAAGAAAACCAGAUGCAUAAAGACACUUCUUCCUACUUUCCAGGUGUCAUUCUGGGCACUGCCAGUCAUCUGGAUGCCUGCAGAGUAGCGCCCUACGUCAACAUGGGAGCUCUACGAAUGCCUUUUCAACAGGUUCAGGCCCAGCUCCAGUUGGAGAGCGUGGCUCACUCCCACCAUCACCUGCACCCUCACCUGGCAGCGCACGCACCCUACCUGAUGUUCCCGCCCCCACCCUUCGGACUUCCAAUCGCCUCGCUAGCGGACUCAGCCUCUGCAGCGGCGGCCGUGGCCGCGGCUGCCAAGAGCAACAGCAAGAACUCUAGCAUCGCCGAUCUCCGACUCAAGGCAGGACUUCUGCGGGGCCAGUGGCUCAGUCCACUCCAGGCACACAUCACAAGUCCAGGACCAUACAAACACAUGUGGAUGUCUGUCUGAGCUGAAGGACAGGGCCAGGCCAGGGCCAGGCUAAACCAGGCCAGACCAGACCAGGAGACUUUAGAACAAAGCAAACUGUCAAAGCAAGCAAGCAGGGUGCAAAUACUAGAGCCUCACUGAAUCCGAUGCCGUCACGUUGACUUUACAGACUGUUGCAUGUGUGAGAAAAGACACUGACAACACAAGGCAUCGGACCCGCUCUAAACUUUACACACAAAAAAGACAAACAAAAAACAAAAAAAAGAGAUAAGAAAUGGCCACUGUAUUGUUUCCUGCCACUGCCCAGUGCAUGAGUUUGAUUGCAGGACUGCAGGUCUAUCAUGGAGCCUGGCCUUUAUGUUGUAUCUGACCUAACGCCCCCAUUCAAACCGCCCUCUAUACCCCUCAUCCACAAGGUCAAUUGUCAUUUGGGUUUGAUUUCCUUUAAACUUUUGACUGACAGGAAGAAGCAAUUCGAAUUCCUUAUUUUUUCUGCUUUCGGAGGACUAGGAUAUGUGUUGCCAGGAAAGUGUCUGAGUCCAAAUGUCUUUUAGCUUUUCUCCUCACAUUGUUCUCUCUCUCUCUAGCUUUCUUUCUUUCUGUUUAUAGUGCUAUUUCCUAGGAAUAGAAGUGAAGAUAUUCUUUGCACUUCAGGUUUUGUAUGUGUGUGUUUACAAAUGGCACUACUAGAAGAUACUACUUUACUAAACGAGGCGGGAAUAGGAACCAAUUUGGUUUUUAUCAUGUCAUCAAAAAGAGACGUUCACGAAACGUUUCGAAGGAUAAAGGGUAUAACUGCAAUUUUUUUGUAAUUUUUAAAACAUGAAGGAAGCAUCAGUUAAACUGAAAUGCACUUUUGUGCAGUUUAAGUGCAAUACUGUAAAUAUGAAAAAGUUUAAAAAUAAUA